This is a messenger RNA of Trypanosoma grayi, 435 nucleotides long. RefSeq lists its product as hypothetical. Lineage: Eukaryota; Euglenozoa; Kinetoplastea; Trypanosomatida; Trypanosomatidae. The coding region runs from base 1 to 435 and encodes 144 amino acids. The record is from RefSeq and is a predicted model, not a curated record. The transcript has a single exon.
AUGUUGUGGCUAAACUUACCACGACGGCUGCUGCUUGUGUGCUUGCGCACCUCCCUUGGCCGCGUACGCUCUGAGGGCUUUGAAGUCUCAGAGAAGCAGGUUUCCUUUGAUUUUUUUUUUCGCCUUUAUCCCUUUGAGGUCGCGGGAAUGCGUCGAGGUCGUGAAUGGCAGUUUCGCCGUGUGCUUUUUUUUUCGUUUUUUAGUGUUCUUGUCGCCUUCGCUCCCACCGUAUUUGACGUUCUAUGCCACUUUACAUCCAUGUAUGCUGCCGGUGUGGGGGUGUGCCGAGGGGAGAGAGAGAGAGAGAGAGAGUUUCUGCGGCUGUUUCGCUUGCGUCGUCACACGGCCCUGCAGAGCCGUUUGGUGUGUUUCCGUUUCUCUGUGCGCAGGCGAGGCCUCCCCCUUCAGUGCUGGCAAGGAAAUAGUACAGAGUGA